AUGUCUACAUUCUUUGAUGAAAUGAAAAAGUCCUUUGCGGAUGUUCCUGUUACUGACGGUAAGAUUGAUACUGCCAGCUUUUUAGAAGCAUCUGAAUCUUUAGUCAAAUUAUUUGACUUGUUAGGUUCAUCAGCUUUCCAGGUUGUUCAGAAGGAUAUGACUGGUAAUAUUACUAAAAUCCGUACUAAAUUAUUGGCUGACCCAGCUGGUUCUGGUACUUUGCAAGAUUUAGUUUUGUCUGAAGCCAACACUAAGACCAAAACUGCUACUCAAGGUUUAUUAUGGUUAUCCCGUGGUUUACAGUUCACCAGUCAAGCCAUGAGAGAGACUAUUGACAAUCCUUCUAAGGAAUUAACUGUCACUUUCACAGAUGCCUACUCCAAAACUUUGUCACAAUAUCACGGUAUGUUGGUCAAGCCAAUCUUCAAGUUAGCAAUGAAAGCUUGUCCAUACAGAAAAGCCUUCUUUGAAAAGCUUGGUGCAGAUCAAACCAAGGUCGAAGAACAAUUAAAGGCUUGGUUGAAAGCUUUGGAAGAUAUUGUCAAAAUUAUUCUCGACUUCUUUGUUUCUGGUAACUACGGUAAAGGCUUGUAA
Molecule: messenger RNA, 594 nt
Organism: Debaryomyces fabryi
Lineage: Eukaryota; Fungi; Ascomycota; Pichiomycetes; Serinales; Debaryomycetaceae
Gene: HET1
Product: Het1p
Exons: 1
Coding region: 1-594 (197 amino acids)
Biological process (GO): intermembrane lipid transfer; ceramide transport
Cellular component (GO): cytoplasm; membrane; cytosol
Molecular function (GO): ceramide 1-phosphate transfer activity; ceramide 1-phosphate binding
Source: RefSeq, a predicted model, not a curated record